UUAGUCGGAGCUGUCCCGGCGACAAUACUCGUGUGUAGCGAGCACCAUCAGUGAACGCGAUUUUUCCGCCGACGCACGAUUUGCUCUGCGCUGGAACUCUCAGAUUCUCUAAGAAACUUCUCAGUGCGCAUACAGCGCUCUAACCGUGUGUUGUCUUUUCAGCGAUAUGGGAAUCUAGAACUAAAACUUGACAGUGUCUAAACAGUGCUCGGAAAGUGUGAGGUCAAAUCUGCUGUUUGAGAUUCUUUUGGACCAGACCGGUGCGCAGUGCCUUAAUUAAUUUGUGGUUCUCUUGAAACUUACACGUGUGCGGACGACGUUCUGGUUCUGAAAGUGGUGUGUCAAUCUCGCUCUGUGACAUUACCAGACAUUUUUACAUUUUAUUCACAGUGCUUGAAGAACGAGUACCAACAUUAUUUUUUAAUUCAAUUAUUUGUCUUAGAAUUUUGUCAUCAGCCCAUCACAACACCUACAUCUUCAAGUAUUAAAAACGUGAAGGAUAUAUCUCGGACAUGUGUCAUUAUUCUGGGGAUAUUGAGAGCUUUCACGUAAUUUAGGAGACGGACUACACUGCCAUAACACAGGAAAGCUCACAGCAACUGAAAUGACCUUACACUUGGCGAAGCCAGCCCUCAUCUACAUACAUCUGGAACCUACUUGAGCCAAUCAGAAAAGUGCUCUGUGUAGUGAGAGCAGAGAAAGCAGUUAAAUUCAAAAUAAUACUGUCCCUUAAAUUCUACAAAUAGCAGUGAUUGUUGGUUCCAUUGACACAUUCAUAGUAAAACAGAGUUUGGAAUAAAGGGAGGUACCGGUAACAGACAAACACCAUAGAGAGACUGGCAAAGGGAAGGACCAAUCUGAACCAACCUACGGCUAAACUCAUGUCCAGCUGAUAAAGAAGAAAAAUAUUCCUAUGUCGUAUUACCCGUAUUGAUAGAAUAUUUCCAGUUACAGAUUUCAUGUCACAGAACAUCGCACAACAUAGAGUGUAAUCUCUAAACGUAAAAUCACAUUCACUCAGAGACAGUUACCAAAAAGAAGAGUAUAAAUUGUUAUAUCAAACACCGUAACAUGUAAAGUGACGUCAUCCAAAACUGUUAGUAUAAUCACCAAUACCACACUCCCGUCUCAAACGAAAUUAAGUUAACAAAAAAUUAAGCUUGCCAUAUCACAUCAAGUCGCAAACGGAGGUGACCUUACAGAAGAGCACCAUCUGCAAUAAUAUAACCAGCACACCCCCAAAGAGUACUACUAUUAUAUCAGUAAUAUCAACGUAGCCAGUCAAAUAUCCCAGCCAUGACCAACAACGCCGGAGCAGUUCUACUGUGGGUUGUGGCCCUCUGUUAUACCAGUGUGACCUUCGGCCUCAGCAUCGGUCUACAGAGCAUGGAGGAGAACUGCAUCCUGAGCUUCGUCGUGCCCCGGGAUAAGAUGAAGUCCUCGUGCCAGCUGGACGAGAAGGUGACGCGUCGCCUGAACACAGCUGAGAUGAAGGUGAACAUCUACAGCCAGCAGGUGGCCAGCCUACAGCUGCAGCUGGACAAGCAGAGACUGCUGGACGCGGAUAGGCUGGACAAGCUGGAGCAACAGAUAACGAACAGCGCGUCCUCCAUGGACAUGAACUUCCUGGUGGAGCGACGCCUCUCCCUGCUGGAAAAAGAGUUCGAGAUGUUGCACCACGACAUGAACGCCGCGCCCACCACCGGGGAGCGCAGGGGUCAGUCGGAGCGGCCGUCGGCAGACUCCGGAAGUAGCCGGACGUCCGAGGCUCUCAACAAAAUCUUCCCGCUGGACGGGGACGACACACCGUCGGCAGCCCUGCCCACCAUGAUCAGGUCGAUCGUACAAUCCGAGAUCAAGGUCGUCAUGGAGAACUUCACAAGAAAGUUCGAGAACUACGUGCGGGAUCAGAUUAUUCUGUACAACCAGGUGUUCAGCAUGCUGCCCAGACGCAACAAUGGCGUGACCAUUUCCUCGGGAAGGACGGCCGGCUCCCCUAGCUCCAGGGGACGGAGCCAGACUGGCGAGUCCACGCCUACGGAGGGGAGGGGUCAGGACAAGAAUAACCGUCACCUGGGUGAGUUCGCUAAAGUGAAAGCGAAGUUGGAUGAUACGGGCGACAAAAUAGCGAGACAAGUGGGAACUUAUAUAAAAAACGUCACAUCCUCUACAUCCAGUUCCCGUUCUCAUCCCAACACCUCUGACAGCAUCACUCUGGACAUGGAAGGGGUGCCCCGCGCUAACAACUCCGGGAUUAUUCUGAACGAAGAUUUCCCGGACACGAAUUAUUCUUAUAGUGGCGACCACCCAGAGCACCAGCAUGGAAAGUUAGACACCGACCAGCCGUUGACCGGUGCCAGUGGUGACAUUUCGGACGCGGCGUCCUCUCGUAUCACAAAUCCUUCCGGGAAAGCUCGAAACUCCUCCACCUCUUCUUCCUCCAGGGAUAAAGACGGGAGGAACUGGAAGGAGAACAUGAUACAAGACGAGAAAGACCGUCAGGCGGAGAUGGAGGUACGUCUCAAAGAAGAGAUCACUAACAUGCUGUACACUCCACUGGCUGAGCUGAUGAGCCUGGUGGAGAAACAAACGGCCAGGCUGGAGCAGCAGAUGAAAGAACUCGAAGAGAAAGAGAACGAGGCCAACAGCGAACUGACAUCUCAGGUCAAGGACAUUGACCAGAGCGUGCAGACUAUAGAGAUGCAGGUGGAAUCGCUAUCACAAGGCUUCCAGGAUUACUCUGUCAUGCUGAACAAGAUCAAACCUUUAGAGUCUGAAGUGGCCGAGCUGGAGAAAAAUAUCACAGCCUUGGCCGCCAGCGAAGCGACAUCCUCAGAGCUGGAGGAGCAGGCCAAGAAGGUGAAGAAGUUAGAGCGUCUAAUGGGUGUCUAUCACCAGUCUCUCGAGCAUUAUCGGAACGAGACGAAACACGAGUACCGUGAUAUGAGAGACGUAUUGAACAAAGAAACAGCCGCGCUCAGGGCAAUGGCGGGUGACAUUGACGGUGAUGUGAAUUCUGCAGUGAAGGUGGCUGUGAACAAGCUCAACAACACGUACAUGGAGAAAAUAGCCGAGCUUAACAAGCUAAUCGAGCUGCAAGGGGAUAACGUGAUGCUGGCGCAGAUAGACAUCUCCGCUGUUGAACGGCAACUGGACAGCAAAGCAACGCGCUCGGACCGGGAGAUCGAGGACAUGGAAGACGCCAUAAAACAUCUGACAAACAAACAGCGCGACUUCCGAAAACGCUUCGACCUCAUGGAGCAGAGCCAAAUGAUGCUCGGGGAGGUCAUCAACACGACAGCCAAAGACGUUUUCGACCUCAAGACGGAGCUCAAACUGAACGUCCUGGACGAGUGGCUACCCAUGACGUUCGAGUACGACUCGUCUCGAACCGAGUGCUUUGGGGAACAAUACGUUCGUCGCUCAAAAUACAAAGACGCGCGCCUCGUGGGAGUCGUUCUCUGCUCACCCACGAGGUACAAAAUCUUUUUGGCCACCUCCCUGCAUUCCACAUUCCUCAACAUAGGGGACGGAAACGGGAUGGGAGAGGACCACUGCGAGUUUGUGGGCGCCACCAGGGACAGCCAUAUAAUGCUGAGCCCGUUCAAGGUGUCCUACGGGGCCGUGCAAGGUUACGCCAGAAACCACUGGGGUCAGGAGCCAAAGACAUCCUUCUUGAACACGAUCAAGCCAACACCAAAUUGGUAUGAAUGUGGAGUGUCCAUACCAUAGGCUUGAUGACGGGUACAGCAAGGGUGUACCUCUCCGCCCUUUUCGAGUUAAGAGUUACACGCAGCAUAGACAGAGUUAGGAGACCUGAGAGCGACCUGCUGGAUCACCACGGACUUCGAUAUUUCAACAGAAGAACAACACCGACAUUUUUAAUGAACUAGAGCAGAUACACAAAAUCAACCUCUUCUCGGCAGAUUGAAGGGUUAAAACACCAUAGAAAAGAAAAGGUUGUAAUUUUCGCUCUCAAGGCGGCUCUUCACCAUGUCACGAGAAACAAAAAAUACGAGUUUGAAACCUUUAACAAUAACAGCUGGUGUUCAAGGCACAUUACUAUAACCCCUCAUCCUUUUCACUACAGCUUGAGUGUAGCAGUGACACUUCCACCGGAGCUUGUGCAUGGAAUGCUGAAAUCUAACAACACCGGAGAAAUCUUCAACGUGCAAUAAAAAAAACAACCAAACGCUAUUUUAAAACUAACUAAAGAGCAAAUCCAGCAGGGCAAUAUGUUGCUUUGGUGGAUACUGUCACGUUACAGUUUACAUACAGAAUGUCUGACGUCGUUUUCUCAUAUCACCAGAAGGAAACAAUUGGAAUCGUCAGAUCCUUAUGUGAGAAUACGGCGGAGUGACUUUUGUAUCCCAGGAAAUCUGGUUGAAGUUACAAUGGGCAUUAACGUGCAAUCUGGUGAGUUUGAAAGCGGUGCUUUUUUUUCAAAGGACAAGAUGUAGUUUCUGAUGUCUUUCUAUAUUUUAUGUUUAAAAUUGAUGUUUUGUCUUUAUUUUACGGUACUCUGAAUGACAUGUUACGUAUAUUGUAUUAUAAUAUUCUAUUAUGUUCAUACGUUUCUUAAAGCAUCACUUUAAAGCAUCAUGAUGACCAGGAAACAUCAAUGCACACAUACGCAUACGAAAAUAAAACACGCACCAGAUACCCACACACCAACACACACAUAUAUAUUUAACAUAUCUUUUACAACAUAUACAUGUUCCUGUAAAGCAAAAUAGUACUGA
Messenger RNA from Aplysia californica (California sea hare), 4742 nucleotides. RefSeq lists its product as uncharacterized. The coding region runs from base 1297 to 3732 and encodes 811 amino acids. Lineage: Eukaryota; Metazoa; Mollusca; Gastropoda; Aplysiida; Aplysiidae. The transcript has 3 exons. The record is from RefSeq and is a predicted model, not a curated record.